Trichomycterus rosablanca is the source of this 2358-nucleotide messenger RNA. It is a transcript of the gene asrgl1, whose product is annotated as asparaginase and isoaspartyl peptidase 1. The transcript is spliced from 7 exons. The coding region runs from base 84 to 1004 and encodes 306 amino acids. Gene Ontology annotation, molecular function: beta-aspartyl-peptidase activity; asparaginase activity. Gene Ontology annotation, cellular component: cytoplasm. The record is from RefSeq and is a predicted model, not a curated record. Lineage: Eukaryota; Metazoa; Chordata; Actinopteri; Siluriformes; Trichomycteridae.
GGAGUUUCUGUAGGAUCUGUCUCUGUGGGUGUUCUGUGUCCUGUGAUUUCAGCUGAGUUUGGUAUAGAGACACAUCUGUUCCCAUGUUGCCUGUUGUGGUAGUGCAUGGUGGUGCAGGAUACAUCCCCAAUGAGAGAGCUGAGCUCUCCUCCGCCGGGGUGCGGGAGGCAGCAAGGCGUGGUUAUGCCAUUCUUCAGUCAGGAGGCAGUGCCAUGGAUGCUGUGGUGGAAUCGGUCACUAUUUUAGAAAACAACCCAACAUAUAAUGCAGGUCGAGGGUCAGUGUUGAACGUAAAAGGGGAAGUUGAGAUGGAUGCUCUGGUGAUGGACGGACGAACUUUAGCCAGUGGAGCUGUGUCUGCUGUUAGGAGAGUUGCUAAUCCGAUUCAGCUGGCCAGGCUGGUUAUGGACAAGACGAAGCACCUGUGUCUGACUGCAGAGGGGGCUUCCAAGUUUGCUAGAGCCAUGGGCGUCCCUGAAGUACCUGAAGAGUCCCUGAUCACCGACUAUUCAAGGAUGCGUUGGAAGCAGAACCUGGUGCCGGGUGCCAAUCCAGUGGAGAGCCAAAUGGGCAAGAUGGGCACGGUAGGGGCAGUAGCUGUAGAUGCAGAGGGAAACGUGGCCUGUGCUACCUCUACAGGAGGCAUGAUCAACAAAAUGGAGGGUCGUGUUGGAGAUACACCAUGUGUUGGGUGUGGAGGCUAUGCUGAUAACCAGACUGGGGCUGUAUCACCCACUGGGCAUGGAGAAGCCAUCAUGAAAGUCUGUCUGUCCCGACUUAUUCUCUUUCACAUGGAGCAAGGAAAAAGCCCAGAGGAGGCGAGCGACAUGGCCCUGACCUACAUGAAAGAGCGGGUGCAUGGUCUGGCUGGUGUGGUGGUUGUGGACCCUAAAGGUGCCUGGGCAGCUCGCUUUAGCAGCAAACAGAUGUCAUGGGCUGCAGCCCAGCAAGGGCAGCUCCACUAUGGACUGUACCAUGGAGAGGACCUCACUGAGCCUGUAUAGUGACACUCACCAUGAGCACGAUCAUGUACACUCCACAAAAUCUUAAAAUGUUCUUAACACAAUCAUAAAUGAAUUGCACUGUUAGGCCAAAGCUGAACUUGUUGUAUUGCUGUUUAUGAAGGCACAAAGCUGCUACCUGUGUGGAACUGUUUAGGACUGAUUGAAGCAAAUUACGUGGCAUUCCUGUGUCAAUGCAAGUCAACCUGAAAAACCUCAAAUAAUAACAGAGCAGGGAUAGCAGUGUUGCACCACAUGGUGUGUGAUUUUUAAAUCAUAAAUUCUCAUAUAUUUUUCAACUCAUGUAUUCUCGAACUGAUGGAAGAACUUAAAGCCAUUAGGUUUAUCAGUCAAACAAGAGAGAUUUUCCUGAAAUGUUAAUGCUAAUCCACUGUUGAUCUGGAGGAUGAAGUGUUUUUGCCUCUGGGAUCUCAUGUUGACCCAUUUCUUAUUUGUUUCCAAACUAUUUUGUUUUCUUUAUCCAAUGGAUAGUGAAAUUCUAUUAUAGAAAUACGUCCAUAGAUUUGUUUCUCUAAUAGUUUUAUGACCCUAAACUUAAAGCUGUAUGAUGUAAUUUUAGCUUUAAAAACACAAAGAGAAAUGUGGCUGACAAUCACUUUAAAAAGCCUUUAACUGUCAUUUUUGUAGAUGAAUACUGACUUAGAAAUCAUACAUAAUUGGUCUUAUUGGACAAACCUGAAGAUUUGACUUGAUACUAAGAUGUUUCUCAACAUGGCACAGGAGUAAUGCUGCUUUUUCCAUAUCCACCAAAUGUAUGUAAUGCAGCUUUAAUGUUUAUUAUUAAACACUAUUCCAGAAGAUCAGGGCAUAAAAAUAACUUUCAGUGAACCUCUAUGCAAGAGGAUUUCUUAAUUUCCUUACUAGCUUUUGAUGCGAACAUAACUGAUGUUCAAACAGCUUAAAAUAGAACAUUAAGGUGAAGUUGAAAGUUUACAUACACUUUUAAGAAACAUGCAUGUCAUGUGUGCUUUACAAUUUUACUGAUUUUUGUAAAUGUUCUUUGUUUUCCCAUGUCUGCAAGGGUUUCCUGUGACUACUUUGUUUUCUCUCUAAAUGUUGGCUGCUCUAAAUUACCCGUAGGAGUGAGUGGGCAUUUGUUGACCUGCAGCUGCAUUGGCUGACCAUGUCCAGUGUGUUUUGUUUUCCUCCAAUGCAGCCUGUGUUUUUGGAGACAGUUAGUCAAAAAAAAAAAAAAAAACUGAACAGACAGACAUGUUGAUAAAGGAUGGGAAAACUAUAAUGAAAUAAUAAUGAUUCUAAAUGAAGAACAGCAUUGUAAAUGGGAGAUUCAUUGCUUUUAUUUUAUUUAUCAGAGAUUAUAAUUACUGUAUCAAUA